AUCAAAGCAGCGGCCGGCUGUUGGGGUCCACCACGCCUUCCACCUGCCCCACUGCUUCUUCGCUUCUCUCUUGGAAAGUCCAGUCUCUCCUCGGCUUGCAAUGGACCCCAACUGCUCCUGCGCCGCUGGUGUCUCCUGCACCUGCGCUGGUUCCUGCAAGUGCAAAGAGUGCAAAUGCACCUCCUGCAAGAAGAGUGAGUGUGAGGCCAUCUCCAUGGUCUGGGGCUGUGGCUAAGGCUGCUGCUCCUGCUGCCCCGUGGGCUGUAGCAAGUGUGCCCAGGGCUGUGUUUGCAAAGGGGCGUCAGAGAAGUGCAGCUGCUGCGACUGAUGCCAGGACAACCUUUCUCCCAGAUGUAAACAGAGAGACAUGUACAAACCUGGAUUUUUUUUUUAUACCACCUUGACCCAUUUGCUACAUUCCUUUUCCUGUGAAAUAUGUGAGUGAUAAUUAAACACUUUAGACCUGA
Homo sapiens (human) is the source of this 467-nucleotide messenger RNA. RefSeq names its product metallothionein 1F (gene MT1F). Gene Ontology annotation, molecular function: metal ion binding. Bases 101 to 235 code for a protein of 44 amino acids. The record is from RefSeq and is marked validated. The transcript has 3 exons. NCBI's taxonomy places the organism in Eukaryota, Metazoa, Chordata, Mammalia, Primates, Hominidae.